Bemisia tabaci is the source of this 6396-nucleotide messenger RNA. RefSeq names its product zona pellucida domain protein papillote (gene pot). NCBI's taxonomy places the organism in Eukaryota, Metazoa, Arthropoda, Insecta, Hemiptera, Aleyrodidae. The record is from RefSeq and is a predicted model, not a curated record.
GACGAGAUCAGUGCUCGAACAGGCGUGGAGUCCUGCGGUCCGUCCAGCCUGCCAGCAAAGCGACGGGCGUUUUGUUUACGUUUUAGCGUUCGUAUUUCCGACCCUCCCGCGAGAGGAAAUUCAUGUGAUUCCGUUUAUUUUUGGUGUGGAAAGUUUGGUUUUUCAAAAUUUCGCGUUGACACGUCUGUUUUAGUUGCUUCUCCGUUUGCGCAGGGAGUUUGAAGCAUGUGAACUGUUUGUGUUGUGUGCACUGAAAUUGUUGGAUCAUGAGAACGUGAUUUUCCCCGGACUAUUGGAUCUAUCCCGAGCGUAUCGACAAAAGUAAAAGAUGUUGAACCGGGGGAUGGGGAAAUGGAUUUGGCUUGGAGUGCUGUGCUGCGGGAUAGCCGGAAGCGGAGGACAGAGCAACUACGCGGACCUGGGCAACAGCAUUGAAUUUCCCUCGCCGGCCGAUGGACUCCCCGAUUCGACUGUUCUCGAUGGCAGGGUCACCCGACUCGAUGACCUCUCGCCAAUCAUCGCCCUCAACAGGACCAAAGCUGCCCUCAACUGCGCCGCAGGAUUCAUGCAGGUCGAGUUGAGGUUCGACGAACCAUUUUAUGGUAUCGUAUACGCCGAUUUCGAUCGAGCCAGCGCGUGCAAAACCGCUGGUAGAGGAACAAACUCAACGCGGAUCGAACUCCCGCUCAAAGGAUGUGGAACAAAACAGGAUCCGCAAAGAGUUUUCACGAACAACAUCGUGGUUCGAUUCCAUCCAGGCUUGGAAAUGGAUGGAGAUGAAGUAAUCACGAUCGUCUGUCGCUACCCUCCUCCGAUAGCGCCCCCUCCUGCAGGAGUUCCAGCUCCAAUUAUCGAGACACCACCGUCAAUCCCUCUGGGGCCGCCUCUGAAAGGCUUCCAAAUUCUACUUAUAAUCUGUGGAAUCUUGUUCCUCUCACUGGUGCUGCUAGGUCUGGGCAUGUCUUACUACUGCUUGAAGAACCAGCGCGUGCGAGUCGUGCGCCGUCACCCGCUCUCCAUGGGCACCGGCUCGGACAUCACCAAACUCUCCGGCUCCAGCAUCGGCAACAUCUCCAUGUUCGAGGGCCUCAAGAUCCCCAGGGCCCACGCCGCAGCCACCGCCGGAAGCACCUCCGGCUCGGAAGCAGCCCUCAUCUCCGGCCCGGACACCAUCCCCUCGGACUACCCCUCCGAGUCCCCCAGCUCCGCCCACUCGGAAGUCGAAGACGUCGACACCAGAAGCUUCCGCCGCUCGGUCAGCUCCGGAGGCUCCUACGAUAACAAAGGCUACGUCCAGGAGGUCUCGAGCUUCUACUCGGAGAACUACGGUCAGUUCAGCGAGACGGAGGUGGCCAUGAUCCCGCCCGCCGAGCCCAAGUUCGACGUCCAGCUCCGCGUCAAGCGGGCGCCGCCUCCACCGCCCACCCCUACCCCGCCACCCUCAGACUCAGAGGCAAGCGUCCGCCUCGAGAGGAACCUCACCACCAUCUUGGAGCGCGAGGAGAGCUUCCGCUCGGAGGCCGCCCAAGACAUGAAGACGACUUUCACCUUCGUCCCAGAGCUCCAUCCGCCUCCACGUAUCGCCACCCCCGAGCCGCAGCCCAUCUACUCGAAAAUACUACGCCGACCGCCCGGUCAGAAAGUCGUGCCGCUCCCGGAAACGACCUCCCACUACCGGACGGAGGAGCACAUCGACAUCGAGCGCCGUGCACCAGUGACCGAGAUCACCGACUCGAGGUACACGUCGGAGAUCAUGGAGAGGAUCCAGAAGAAGCGGUCUCCGCCGCCUCCGCCGGUGACCAGCGAGACGUACCGCAGCGAGCUGGACAUCCAGUCCACCGAGCUGAUCGAAGCCCCGGUCAUCCCGACGCGGAAGCCGGAGAUAACGUCGCACGUCGUCGACGACGUCUUCCUGCGGACCAUCACCGAGAAGAAGACGAUCGAGGACAUCGAGCGUCAUCGCCGGCAGGUGACCGAGUACCACACGCGCCCCGCCCCGCCGCCGAUCAACUGGGACGUCACCAUCCGCAACUACCCCGACCCGAACGCUCGCCCGCCCUCCGUCGACGACACCACCACCGACUGGGACUCCUACUCCGAGACCUCCUCCGCCGCCGGGUUCCCGACCACCCCGAAAUCCGAGCGCCAUCUAGCACCCUACACCUCCAAGCACCACCGCUCCGAGAUCGAGAUCGACCGCCACUACUUGAGCACCCUCGACAUCCCCAUGCCGCAACCGCCGCCCACCAACUGGGACGUCUUGGUCAGAGUUCUGGAACCACCGCCGACCAUGGAGCCGUCCACCAGCGAAGAGCGCACCUACAGGGUUGAGCAGAACCUCACGCUAGAGGACAGGAAGAAGUGGCGCGAGAUCAUCACGACCGAAUCGACGCUCCGGACACUCCUGACCGAGGCCACGGUGAGGGAGGACUACGAGCGGAUCCGCAAAGACCAGAAAUACGAGCGGCUGUUCGAGCCGGAGAAGUGGGACAUCAUCAUCCGGGUUCUGGCGCCGGAGAAGCCGUCGUACGACCAGAAGGGCAACGGGGCCUCGAACCGGUACCGCCGGAAGCAGGACUGGGACACGCGCAGCAGGCGGAGCUCCCUGCCGACUCUUUACGAAUACGACUCCGACGGUGGCUCCUCCAUACGGACCCUGAUGGCCGAUCUCCGGCAUGGAGAUCCCUCGGGUCGAUCCCGAAGAACCUCCAGGUCCAGCCUCCGGUCGGACGUCAUCGACGUGCGCUCCAUGAGCGAGAUGACGGUGGACUUUGCCAAGCCCGAGCACAUCGACUCGAUGAGCGAUGGGAGCUCCUAUUACCGGCCACGGCGGUUCUACGACGACGCCGUUGGUGACGACGAGGAAGGAAGCCUCGUGCGAUCUGCUAGUCAGCCCUCCCUGGCGCGCUCUGCCUCCGAGUUCACCGAGCACUGGGGCCUCCGCCGCAGUUGGGACGUCGACAGCCCCGGACACUCGCCCCGGUCGUCGACGAGGUCCUCCAGGGAUCGACACACCCGCGUCGAGUCCUCCUACCAACACCAGCAGCAGAGGGGAUGGUUCGACAGUGUGCCCGAGCCCAGGUACAAGUGAGACCGCCCCCGCGAUCAAGUCUGGUAGAUUCGCGUCAUGAUUUUAAACUUCACCACGAUAGAUUAUCCCGAUAGAGUCGCCCUCAAAACAGUGCUCUAAAACAUGCAUUAUUGAGUUCGCAUUUGGCAAUAUUUAAACUACUGAUACAAUGGUCGAGGUGGGGUAAAUAUUUCGAAUGCCGCGCUUGAUGAGUUUCGGUGAAAAUUACAGGAGCUGACGAUUUUAGGUAAAAAUUUCCCUUUUGGCGGGUACUGACAGAGUUACUUUUUAAGUAUCUAAAAUUUAAUUUCGACAAUUUCUCAAAGAAGUAUUCCGGGCCUAGCAUUCAAAAUCUGGUGAUAGCAGAUUAUUUAAAAAAUCAAAGGGAAUUUCUGAAAAAAUUCAAAUGUUUUCUUCUAGGAUAAAAUUUUUGAAAGCGACUCUUUUCUCACGCAAAGUAACAAUUAUCGGGUAAGAUGUACCCGCUCGUAAAAUUUUAAGGAGUAUCACUUCUUUAUAUUCUUUAUAUUCCUUGAAUGAUAAGUCUAUCGUUGGUGAAUUUUCAAAAUCAUCCAUGAAUAGUGACGCUGAAUCCACCUGCGAAUUGUAUUAGACGCUUUUGGAGCAUAUCUGAUCAAUCUCGAAGGAUUUUUGAUUCAGCGAAAAUAAGGAUAAAUAAAUAUCCAGCCUUGAGAGGGAAAUCCAAGGUAUGGGUCCAUAUGCUCAAAUCAAAAUAUAUUUUUGUUUUUCUUUCCUCUUUUAAAUUUUAAAGGACCAUAGAAGAAAGAAUAUCCUUGAAAUGAAACAGCAUUGUACAAGUUUACUUAACUGAGUAUGUAAGGCAGCGCGAAGUUGAGAACAGCAGAUGAACAUCGAUUUUAAGAGUUUGCAGAUUAACAUUUCUGAUUUUGUGAUAGAGUGAAUAUCAUUUUUAGGACUUUCUAGAAGUGAGGAAAUACUUUAAAAGGAGGACCUCUGUAAAUUUGCAGUCUGCACCUUGUCGAUGAUUUUCAGCUACCUCAGAAUGGACGAGCGUGCUUUUUCUAAUUUUAACUUUACAAAUGAAAUUGUAAGCAGAGGGCUGAUUAUUGAAAUUGAUAGAUAAAGCUAUAGACAAAGAAGACAUAAAGAGCAUGGAGCGAUCCUCUUGGUUGAGACGGGUGCUUCUCAUAGAUUUAGGGGGAAAUGACGGACUAACUGUCGGGUCCCUCGUCGGUUGCUGUUACUUAGUCUAUUACUUAUCUCCUCUGUCUAAUCCAACCACCGAUUUUAACCAAAUUGAUAGCUUCAUUUUUCCGCUGUCUCCUAUGUCUAUCACUUUGUCUAUUAACUUCAAUAAUCAGCCCGCAGUGCAUGAUACAGAGCUUUUUUGAGAGUAUCUCGCUCUUUUGCGACAUGGUUUAAAAUUUAAAACAUUUUAAAUGCUCUUAUUUUUAAACAUGUUUUGAACUAGGGUGUAAUUUAGAGGAUUGUGCAUACCUAAAAUAACACAGUGAAGAAUGAAAAAAAAACCCCAUCCCAUGUGGUCAUAAUCUCUUGGUACGACUUAUAUAAGAAGUGAAGUGGUUGUACAAGGCUCACUAUUUUACGGACUAGUUAGGUUAAAUUUGCAGGUUAAAUUUUUCUCGGUGCUACUGUGUGGAAAAUUAUUUGAAUAUCAACCCUCAAGAUUGUUUUUUUUAGUGCAAGGAAGCAUAUCUAAGUGUCAGUUCAAAAAAACUAGAGGUUUUCCCCUCAAAAUCGCCUCUCUCAAUGUUUCACCUAUAUGCAGUCAUUCUAAAUGGUAUUUUAAGAUUGUUUUCACUUUGCUGCUCCCGAUGGCGAAAAUAGAAAAAUAGAUAGAGAAAUAGAGUUGACACUGUUCCAUGUUCUAAUUUAAGAAAUUGCCGGUGAUCAUUUUUUACCAUUAAGUAGUAAAGCAGUUUUGAUCGAGACUGAAUUAUUUGUGUUUAAUCCAUGAAUUGUUUGAAAUACUAUGAAUCGAAAAGGGAGACUCAGAUGAGUCCCUUAAAUAGUUGCAACAAUAGAGAGAAAAUAAAGGACUAAUUAUAACAGUGCUAGUGCUUAUCACGUAUCGAAAGUCAUUGUAUGUCUAUUGUCUCAUCAACAAUUUUAGAGCACUCAUCCUUGGGAACAACAUAUUUUUAGCAACCGUUUUUCCCACUCGAUUUCAACGCCAGAAAGUCCGUCCGCUAAAAGAAAGAAAAUUAUGCAAGCUUAUGGUUAAAUGUCUCAAAAAUAGUGAUUUAUUGUUUGAUCUCCUCGUAGCAUACCUACUGCCGAAAUCAUUGGAUUUUCUUACGUUAACUGUAUUUCUAUGAUGCUUGAGAACGAUAUCACGUAGAUAUAAGCUUUCCUUCGAAAAACUGCCGUUUCUUAAUCUCACGUACCUAACUGGUGAUAUCGAUUGCACUGUUACUUAUCCAUGGUUCAAUUCUCAUCAAAACCCAGGCAAUUUUGUUAGCAAUUCAAAAAGAGAAAUCUGUUGCCAUCGGAACUGCCGCGCCGUUCCCUAGUUUUAAGAUACGCUCACAGCAAUAUUUUAAAAUAUUUGAUAAUCAUUCUUAAAUUUGAUAAACCUAAUGUGCCAAACUAACACAGUAAUGUAGGUUAAGGUAAUCUAAUGAAAGUACUAGUUUUAACCUUGAUCUUGAUAUUGAAAUUUUCGAUUUUCCUUCAAAAAGUCGAAUAGAAAAUUAUUUUUGUAAAUAUGCGAUUUUCGUCUCUGACGUAGAAAAUGAAUGUGUGUUUUUUACUUUAUUUUUCCCCCUUAACUUUUGUGCAAUAUCUCAAGGAUCUAUGCAGUGGGUUAGUCAAUAUUUAAGCCACAGUGUCCUCUUAUUAAGCGUCCAGUCCGGUGUGAAACUUCUUAAAAGCAUUGUUUGAAUUUGUUUCACAAAAAAAUUUAGUAUUUUAUUUUUUAAGAACUUUUUGGGAAAGACACGAACACAUACACGCGACGUACACUGUGGUUGUAAGUUUACUUACCCAAGCAGAUACAUCAAUUCCGUCAUUAUGUUAUAAUUAUUUGAAUUGUAUUGUGGCAACUAAACCGAUCGCUCAGAAGAGCCCAUUUUUUUUCAAAGGAAAAUUUGAAUAUUUCGAAAAGGCCUGCAGUAUGUGAAUCCCAACAUAUUUCGGAUCUCCACCUUUGCAGGUAUGAUCAAGUUUCUUUUCGAAAAAUAGGUAUGGGCUCAAAUGAUAGUUUCCUUCCUUUUAGUUGAUAUCAUACCAGUGAUUUGUUCUUUUAUCCUAGCAUUUCAUCAACCUGUCAUUUUUCUUUUAUUUUUGAAAUUCUAAAUAAAACAAUAACAAAAUCUCACUUA